ACACACACUCUUCGUGCAGAGAAAGGGAGAGAGAGGCGUCCUCCUCGAAUCGAAUCCCCAUGGAACGCCGCCGCCGGCUGGCCGGAACCCCCCCGCGGUGCUAGCAAGCGAGGGGAAAGGAGAUUGAUUGAUGGGGGCGAGCAUCGCCGGGGACCGGAGUGGAGGAGGAAGAAGGAAGGGCGAAGGUUGCUCGCGCCAGCGGCGCGUGGACGACGUGCGGGCGGCGGAGUCUCCGGAGGCCGGCCAGUACUACUCCGACCGACGUGUGAGCGCAGCUGUACUACCACCGCCAAAAUCCCUUUACUCCCAUAUACAUGUAGACGCGUUUUAGUGUGUAGGCUUAGAUGGGUUUGUAGUAUACUCACAUUGCUAUCACCCCUGCUUCUGUUUUCAACUUUUCAUCCUAAGAGCAGGAUUUUUGUUUCCAUUUGAGUGCGACUUACUUGGGCAUAACACACAAUUAACACUUCUUUUUUAACACCAGUGGUGCACAAUUAAGGAAGCAUUAGCCAUGGAUGCAAAAGCACAAGUACAGUACCUUUUAUUUGUCUGGCAUGUUCUUUAUUUUUGUUUGAGCAUAGAAUACUUGUCGAGCACUACUUCUAGUCAACCAGACCCACACUGCCGACAUGGGCGUCCUCCUUAAACCACACAUAACGCUGACUGAUGACCGCCAGUUUCAGCAUCUGGAGACUUUGCUGACCGCCAGUUGAAAUUGUUGACUGAUUGGAUAGCUCAUGUAUACAUGUGCGGCACAAAUUGUUGACUUUGGUUCUGCUGCCGAUAUAUGCAGUAUAAAUUCACCACUACUAUCAGUGUUCAUUGCACAGCUAAACAGCCAGACAGACAGUCUUGGCUCAAUGGCCACUCCAUCAUCAUCUGCCCAUAUUACCAUCUUCAUGACAGUACUGUUGUUUGCCGUCUCAGCUUCUCCGUCUUCUUCGAGUCUGACCAACGGCAGCGACACCGACCUCGCUGCGCUGCUGGCUUUCAAAUCCCAGCUCGCCGAUCCUCUUGGCAUCCUCGCUGGCAACUGGACUAGUGACACGUCGUUCUGCCAAUGGAUUGGUGUCUCCUGCAGCCGCCGCAGGCAGCGUGUCACUGCUCUACUGUUGCCCGGCAUGCCUCUCGUUGGAUCCGUGGCACCUCACCUUGGUAACCUCUCUUUCCUCUCUGACCUCAACCUAACCAACGCCAAUCUCACGGGAUCCAUCCCCGUUGAGCUUGGCAGGUUAUUUCGACUUAGAUCACUCGAUCUUGGUCAAAAUAGUCUUUCGAAUUCUAUUCCUGCUGCCCUAGGAAACCUCAUAAGGCUCAAGUUUCUUUAUCUACCUUCGAACCAACUGUCAGGACAAAUUCCUUCUGAGUUGUUACUGCACAUGCACAACCUUGAGAAAAUUUCUCUGAAAAUGAAUUUUCUCAGUGGCCACAUACAUCCUUAUCUAUUCAAUAAUACUGCUUCCUUGAUGUACAUCCACUUUGCAAACAACAGCCUAUCAGGUCCUAUACCACACUCCGUGGCCUCCCUGUCCAGGCUCCGGUUCUUGAACCUGCAAUCCAAUCAGCUUUCUGGCCCAGUGCCACAAGCCCUGUUCAACAUGUCUAGGUUGCAAGCUUUCAUACUCGGGAUCAACAAUAAUCUAACUGGACCAAUUCCUGGAAACAAAAGUUUUAGCCUCCCAAUGCUACAAAUUUUUGAAUUCAGUAAUAACAAAUUUGGUGGUCCAAUUCCAUUAGGUCUUGCAUCAUGUCAGUACCUAGAACACAUUUCCUUGUCCUACAAUAUUUUUGAGGAUGUUGUGCCAACUUGGCUAGUAAAUCUGCAAAACCUCAAAGUACUUUCCUUGGGUCGUAAUAAUCUUGUUGGUUCAAUCCCAGCUAUUCUCAGUAAUCUCACCAAUCUUAAUGCCCUAGAUCUCUCUUUAGGAAACCUCAAAGGGGAGAUUCCACCAGAAAUAGGUUUAAUGCAAGAACUCUCGUUUCUGCAUCUUGGGGGCAACCAACUAGUAGGUACAAUUCCAUCUUCCCUUGGAAAUUUAUCCAGAUUAUCUUACCUAUAUUUACAAGCAAAUCAGUUGUCUGGCUCAGUACCAGCAACGCUAGGGAACAUUGCACCUUUGAUUAGGCUUCUUUUGUAUGAGAACAAUUUAGAGGGUAAUACAGACUUCUUGUCAACUCUUUCCAAUUGCAGACAGCUCCAACUCCUAUCCAUACAGGCCAAUUCAUUCACAGGCAGCCUCCAUCACCAUGUCGGAAACCUAUCUGCCCAAUUAAUGACUUUCGACGCAAGUCGAAACAUGUUAACAGGUGGACUUCCAGCUACCAUCUCAAACUUAAGCAGGCUUCAGUUGAUGAAUCUUUCUGACAACCUACUCACGGAGCCAAUCCCAGAAUCCAUCACCAUGAUGCAAAACCUCGUGUGGCUUGAUAUCUCCUUCAAUGACAUUUCAGGCCCUGUUCCAACACAAAUUGGUAUGCUGGAGAGUCUGGAACGGUUGUAUCUCCAAAGAAACAAACUUUCUGGUUCUAUACCAAACAACCUUGGUAACCUUAGCAGGUUAGAAUACAUUGACAUGUCCAAUAACAAAUUAAUUUCCACGCUACCUACAAGCAUAUUCCACCUAGAUAAACUUAUCGAAUUAAAUCUUUCUCACAAUUCAUUUGACGGUGCCCUGCCGGCUGAUGUUGUCGGGCUAAGACAGAUUGAUCAAAUGGACCUUUCUUCCAACUUAUUCGUUGGGAGCCUUCCAGCAUCAUUCGGACAAUUUAAGAUGCUCACCAUCUUAAAUCUAUCACAUAACCUUUUCGAAGGUCCAAUUCCAGACCCAUUUGAACAGCUAACUAGCUUAGCAUCAUUUGAUGUCUCCUCUAAUAAUCUACAAGGUACCAUUCCCAGGUUCCUUGCCAAUUUUACCUACUUGACUACCUUGGACCUCUCCUUCAAUAGGCUAGGUGGCCAGAUACCAGAGGGAGGUGUUUUCUUGAAUCUCACAUUGCAAUCAUUUAUUGGGAAUGCCGGGUUAUGUGGCGCUCCACGCCUAGGAUUUUCUUCAUGUCUUGACAAAUCUCAUUCAAGUAAUAGACAUUUCCUAAAAUUUCUACUCCCAGUUGUCACCAUAGCAUUUUGCAGUAUUGCCAUUUGUUUAUACUUAUGGAUUGGAAAGAAACUUAAAAAGAAGGGAGAGGUCAAAAGUUAUGUUGAUCUAACUGCUGGCAUUGGCCAUGAUAUAGUCUCCUAUCAUGAGCUCGUCCGCGCCACCAACAAUUUUAGUGAAGAAAACAUCUUGGGAACGGGAAGCUUUGGAAAAGUCUUCAAGGGACAUAUGAACAGUGGCUUGGUGGUCGCUAUAAAAGUUCUGGACAUGCAGCUGGACCAGGCUAUCCGAAGUUUUGAUGCCGAAUGUCGAGUCCUUCGCAUGGCACGGCACCGCAACCUGAUACGGAUACACAACACCUGUUCUAACCUAGACUUCAGAGCGCUUGUGCUUCCGUACAUGCCGAAUGGCAGCUUAGAGACGCUCCUACACCAAUCUCAUACUACAAUUCACUUGGGGUUCCUUGAGAGGCUGGGCAUCAUGCUCGAUGUGUCGAUGGCAAUGGAAUAUUUGCACCAUGAGCACUACCAGGUGAUAUUGCACUGUGACUUGAAGCCUAGCAAUGUGCUUUUUGACGACGACAUGACUGCACAUGUGGCAGACUUUGGCAUUGCCAGGUUGCUUCUAGGUGAUGACAACUCCAUGAUAUCUGCGGGCAUGCCUGGAACAAUAGGGUACAUGGCACCAGAGUAUGGGUCUCUUGGAAAAGCAUCACGGAAAAGUGACGUGUUCAGCUAUGGGAUCAUGCUCCUUGAAGUAUUCACGAGAAGGAGGCCGACAGAUGCAAUGUUCGGCGGAGAACUAAGCCUUAGGCAGUGGGUUGACAAGGCAUUUCCUGGAGAGCUUAUCCAUGUCGCUGAUGUCCAAUUACUUCAAGACUCCUCUCCCUCUAGCUGUAGUGUGGACAACGACUUUCUUGUGCCCGUAUUCGAGCUAGGUUUGCUAUGCUCUUGUGAAUUGCCCGAGGAAAGGAUGACGAUGAAGGAUGUGGUUGUGAAGCUCAAGAAGAUCAAAACGGAGUACAGCAAACGGAGAGCGGCGGUGCACACUGCAGAGUGCCGCACAUCAGCACAGCAGUGAUUGAUCACCCUUUUUAUAUCCAUCAAUGUCUCUUUGUGGAUUCCUUUAUAUUUUCUCUUCGGAUAGGUCAGGAUGUAUCAGGUAUCAGUAAACUAGUCAAACAACAUACGACCUUAUUUUUAUAAGAACAAAAACAACUGUCAUUACGUCAUUUUAUGGGAAGAUGAAAAUAUUUAGCGCUCUGUGA
This is a messenger RNA of Brachypodium distachyon (stiff brome), 4362 nucleotides long. RefSeq names its product probable LRR receptor-like serine/threonine-protein kinase At3g47570. Lineage: Eukaryota; Viridiplantae; Streptophyta; Magnoliopsida; Poales; Poaceae. Gene Ontology annotation, biological process: protein phosphorylation. Gene Ontology annotation, molecular function: protein binding; protein kinase activity; ATP binding. Bases 738 to 4175 code for a protein of 1145 amino acids. The record is from RefSeq and is a predicted model, not a curated record. The transcript is spliced from 2 exons.